Messenger RNA from Lagenorhynchus albirostris (white-beaked dolphin), 1163 nucleotides. Its product is annotated as protein RER1-like. Lineage: Eukaryota; Metazoa; Chordata; Mammalia; Artiodactyla; Delphinidae. The coding region runs from base 1 to 1023 and encodes 340 amino acids. Gene Ontology annotation, biological process: protein retention in ER lumen; retrograde vesicle-mediated transport, Golgi to endoplasmic reticulum. The transcript has 3 exons. Gene Ontology annotation, cellular component: Golgi membrane. The record is from RefSeq and is a predicted model, not a curated record.
AUGGUCCUUGACUAUAGAUUUGACGAUCUCAACAUAACUUCCAGGCUUGCCAGAGCUGUGUUACAGCAGAGAGAGCAAAUAGCUCAUGAUAUUUCUCCUCUGAUGAGUAAGCUCCAAAAUCGCAGGUUUAAAUUUGAUCUGGGAUUGAAAGAAAAGGAGCUAUGUCCUCCCAUGCCAGCAUCCAUGCUUUUCUUUGUCAGAGGUAUUGGCGCCUAUGAUAUGUACGCUUAUGGGAUACAUGCAGGGAAACAGCUGAUUGCAGAAGCAGAUGAUAGGGCUUUCCUAGAAGAAGUACAGGAUGGGAUGCCUGGGGAACUUCCAGGUGCUCGGCUGCCUCUUCCCGGACCGAGCGAAGCGCCCACAUGGCCGCCACCUGCGUCCUCCUUCCCACGGCCCUCGGGAGACCGCGCUUGGUGGCAGUGGACCGCCAGCAGCUCCGAAGGUGACAGUGUGGGAGAUUCCGUCCGUGGGAAACCUUCCGUGGUGUACAGAUUUUUCACAAGUCUCGGACAGGUCUAUCGGGCCUGGCUGGACAAGUCUACUCCAUACACAGUUGUGCGAUGGGUGGUGACGCUGGGCCUGAGCUUCAUCUACAUGAUCCGAGUUUACCUGCUGCCAGGUUGGUACAUUGUGACCUAUGCCUUGGGAAUCCACCAUCUAAAUCUCCUUAUAGCUUUCCUUUCUCCAAAAGCGGAUCCUUCCUUAAUGGAAGAUUCAGACGAUGGCCCCUCGUUACCAACCAAACAGAAUGAGGAGUUCCAGUCCUCUAUUCGAAGGCUCCCAGAGUUUAAAUCCUGGCACACGGUGACCAAGGACAUCCUGGUGGCCAUGGUCUGCACCUUCUUUGAGGCAUUCAACGUCCCGGUGUUCUGGCCCAUCCUGGUGAUGUACUUCGUCAUGCUCUUCUGUAUCACGAUGAAGAGGCAGAUAGAGCACAUGAUCGAGUACCGGUACAUCCUGUUCACGCACAGCAAGAAGACAUACAAGGGAAAGGAGGAUACGGGCAAGACGUUCGCCAGCUAGACGCGGCCGCCCUCCGCGGGCCCUGGACGGCCACAAGUUGCUGUGAUGGCGCCUUCUUUCCUCACAUAAAGUAGUUGAUUACAAGGGAGUUAUUUUCUUUUUAAAAAGGAGCUUCAAUUAUUUGUAACUGAGAUAUCAGG